AUGGGAAGACGGAUUCGGAGGAGUCAUGGUGGCUUUAUCCUCUAUGCCUUAAAACAAUUUCAAAGGGAUAAAUUUAUGCUGUACAAAGCUGCAAUGAAGUUCAUUGUGAGAAUGACCAAGUCCUCUGUAACAAGUGCUAAGGUUAGUCAAGAUGGCCGUUACAUAACAAUUGCGGAUGGGUUGACAGUCGACUGUUUGAACAAGGGGUAUCAUGGUCCAGUCCAUUACGUUCGUUUCUUGCCAGGAGGAGGAUCAUAUGCCUUAGGAUAUGAAGACGGGGCCUUUAGAAUAUGGCAGACAGGUCCAACUAACAAUGCUGAGCAAGAAUCUUCGGGUCCCAGUUUAUCAAAGGUUAUUACUCAACAAAUUGAGAAUGUGCACAUCACAGAUGAAGAUAAACCCGGUCAAAAGGCGAUAAAGUCUAAGUAA
Striga asiatica is the source of this 429-nucleotide messenger RNA. Lineage: Eukaryota; Viridiplantae; Streptophyta; Magnoliopsida; Lamiales; Orobanchaceae. The record is from the annotation of a GenBank genome assembly.